Molecule: messenger RNA, 1419 nt
Organism: Effrenium voratum
Lineage: Eukaryota; Dinophyceae; Suessiales; Symbiodiniaceae
Source: the annotation of a GenBank genome assembly
GGCUCAAGUGUGAUUAGGAAUCCCGUGGUCACAGGCUGCAGGCUGCAGGUCAUGGGUCGCUGGCAUGACCGGUCGAGAUCGCCCAAAGCGGGCAAAAGACAAUGGGUCUCCAAAACCCUGGCAAGCUUCGGCCGCUACAAAGACCGCAGGCCGCAGGGCCUCGAGGUGGACCACUCAGGCUGCCUGUUGCUUUCCAACCUCAUGGAAGUCUGGGGUCACAGCCAAGGCCUGGCGGACGAAGAUGUGCUCACCGCAGUGAAGGAGAAUUUGAUCAAUGAGCGCACUGGCGGGGCUCGCUUUGUGUUGACACCAGCCGCAGGAGAUUGGCAGAUCCAGGUGCACCGGUCUGGCGGAGAUUGGGCGUCCUCUGGCGGCGGAUGGAAAGCAAACUCCAACGCUGCGCCCGCUACCAAUAGCUGGCAAGCCAAUACGAAGCAGGAGUGGGGUGAGCCCUGGAAAGACAAGUGGAAGGACCCCAAAGACUCGAAAGACUGGAAGAAGGAGGACGAUGCUUGGGGCUCCAACUCCUGGACUGCACCGGUCAAGGAGGAGAAGACCGAUGACACCUGGGCCCAGUCAGAAUCCAGACAGAACUGGACGAAGUCAUCUCCGGGAUGGCGCUUUCAGGGCAACCAGGCCAGCCAGGCCAACGCAGCCCCCCCUGAGCACAGCUCUGGGAACAGCUGGAACAACUCGAGCAACAGCUGGAACUCGAACCACUCGCAGUCUCGCCGACAGUCGAACUGGAAAGGUCACCAGGACAAACCUGAGCAGAUCCAGCGCUUCAUGGGCUACCUCUUGAAGAAUGGGAAAGAGGAACAUGUAUAUUCUGACUACGAUGGCUGGGCCCCCGUCUCGCAGAUUAUCGCUGCAAUCCAGCGGAGGCAUUCCGAUUGGGGAAUCAACAGCCCAGAGGAUCUCAACAAGAUGCUCCAGGAGUCGGACCACGAGGGCAGAUUCAUCAUGGAAGGGCAGCGAAUACGGAAGGUUGACCGCAACGCACGUCGUGCGCCGCCAGAGCCGGUGAACGUGCCGGUGAAGCCAACAGCGUCCAAGAGAUUUAAUGCUUUCACAGUGAAGAAGCAGGAAGAAGAGGAGGAAGAGGAUGAGGGCAACUUCGGGGAGGACGACGACACACCCGGAGUUGCCAGUGUGCAGGGGCAGAAACCACCCAGGAAGCCGCCUGGCAGACAUUGGACGCAGUAUGACGACAACUCGACCAUUUGGUGGUAUUAUGAGGGUCCGAGAGGGCAGUGGUACAUGGGCCCAGAGCACACAGAGCCGCAGGUCUUCUUGGCCGGCGCGCCUGAAGAAUGAGGUAGAGAUGUUCAACGCGCGGUUGGGGUUUCUACACGAUCUGAUUGCUUGCCCAGCAGUAGCGCUGUGGGCUCGCAACAGCAGGGAACAGAAUGGAAGUAC